GACUGCAGGGAGUAGACCGCGGCAUUAUAAGAACCACCAGCCUGAAGAAUUAGUUAGGAAGAAAACAGAAAAUUUUUUUCAUUUUUUAUCCUCACUGUUCGUCUUUAAUAUUUUACAUCGUGUAACAUUGGCUUCGAUUCAACGUUUAUAUAUAUAUAUUUUUCCUAUUUGGAACUUUUGCACAUUUACGUCAUACUGAAAUCUAAUCAUCCGCAAUGCUUCCAGAGACAAACAAGGGCUACAGCUAUGAGGAGUGCAAGGCCACUGCUGAUUGGCUGCUGGCCCAGACAGACGUUAGACCCCUUGUGGGCAUUGUGUGUGGCUCAGGGUUGGGAGGGCUGGCUGACAUGUUAAAGGACCAGGUGGCCUUCAACUACAAGGACAUCCCCAACUUUCCACAGAGCACUGUGCACGGACAUGCAGGACGGCUGGUGUUCGGUACCUUGAAGGGAAGGCCAUGUGUUUGCAUGCAGGGGCGCUUCCACCUCUAUGAGGGCUAUCCAAUCCAGAAGAUCACACUGCCUAUGCGCAUCUUUAAGCUGCUCGGCGUAGAGACGGUGAUCCUGACCAAUGCAGCCGGAGGCUUGAACCAAGAUUUUAAGGUGGGAGACAUCAUGAUUAUCAAGGACCACCUCAACAUGCCCGGCUUCGCUGGCAACAAUCCUCUGGCUGGACCCAACGACGAGCGGUUUGGUGUGCGUUUCCCAUGCAUGUCCGAUGCAUAUGACAGAGAGCUGCAGCAGCUGGCCAUGGACGUGGGACAGGAACUUGGAUAUGGAGACUUCUUAAAGGAGGGUGUCUACUGUGUGCUAGGCGGGCCAUCGUUUGAGACAAUCGCUGAGUGUCGUAUGUUGCACAAACUGGGUGCUGAUGCUGUUGGCAUGAGCACAGCCCCUGAGGUGAUCGUUGCCCGGCACUGUGGCAUGCGCGUCUUCGCCCUCUCAUUGAUCACCAACCAGGCGGUGAUGGACUAUGAAAGUGAAGAGAAGGCCAAUCACGAGGAGGUUCUCCAGACGGGCAAGCAGCGAGCUCAGCAGCUGGAGCGGCUGGUUUCCACCAUGGUGACUAAAAUAGAGCACAACAACAACUACGCCUAAAAGUCUGCUGGUUCCCUCUGACUGCUGUCAUGCCAAAAGAAAAUCCCUUAUUUUACCAUUUAUGCCAUUUUUGAUUCUCAGAUAUGUUGUAAAUAGAAUUCAUUGAUGCCUUUAUGUGCAUUUCUUUGAGCCUUGUAAGACUUACAUUCCUCUAAUGGGUGGCUCCAGGAAGGACAACAAAAAAAGGCCCUUCUCAGUUUUUUUUUUUUAUCUGUUUAAACAAGGUGUAUUUGUUCUAACGUACAUGAUCAACUUGUAAAAAUGUCUGCAAUUUAACUUAAAAAUGAUCAUAAAUCUAAUGUAAACAUCUUAAUAUAACUAUGUUGUGAAAUACGUGUACAUUCGCAGGCAUUAACGGCUUUUUUUAAUAUGACUUAUUAUUAAAAUGUUAUUUAUUAUUAUA
This is a messenger RNA of Melanotaenia boesemani (Boeseman's rainbowfish), 1500 nucleotides long. RefSeq names its product purine nucleoside phosphorylase 5a (gene pnp5a). Gene Ontology annotation, molecular function: purine-nucleoside phosphorylase activity. Gene Ontology annotation, cellular component: cytoplasm. The record is from RefSeq and is a predicted model, not a curated record. NCBI's taxonomy places the organism in Eukaryota, Metazoa, Chordata, Actinopteri, Atheriniformes, Melanotaeniidae. Gene Ontology annotation, biological process: nucleoside metabolic process. The transcript has 6 exons. Bases 216 to 1097 code for a protein of 293 amino acids.